Molecule: messenger RNA, 849 nt
Organism: Ceraceosorus guamensis
Lineage: Eukaryota; Fungi; Basidiomycota; Exobasidiomycetes; Ceraceosorales; Ceraceosoraceae
Exons: 1
Coding region: 41-766 (241 amino acids)
Source: RefSeq, a predicted model, not a curated record
UUCGGAAUCUCGACCUGCCUUUUGGAAGAGGAGCAGCACUAUGGCGGGCACAAAGAGGAAAUCAGCCAAAGAAGGGCAAGAGCAAGAGGCUGAAAGAGGUUCCAAUGCAUCUUCGGGUUCUUCUAAGCGUAUCAAAGAAUCAGAGACAUCUGAGCAAGAGCGCAAAAGAGCCUCUCAUCUCUAUACAGAUGACAACCCAUCGACGACGCUGCACGGCACCUCUUUCAAAGAUGCAGCAUCAGCUCAUCGAACAAUCCAGAUGGUCUCUGCCAAUCGUUCCUUGACGUACCAAUUCCAAACCAUCAACACGAUGCUUCAUCGAGCGAAGGGACAUCCUUCAAAAACCGAAGGGAUCAAAGCUUCCAUCCCCAUCUUUCAAGAAUGGGUAGACUCUUAUCAAUCCAGGAAAAGCGCGCUUCGGUCCUUCAAAAUGCUUAAGAAAGAUCGGGUGGCUAGGUAUUUGAAGUAUGUCGAUGAGCACACGCAUUAUUCAGACAAGGAAUGGCAAGCUUCCAAAAGCUGGGCUGAAAGAUACGUAGCUUUGCAGCCCAAACAGAGGUUAGCCAAUACCUUGAUGGACGAGAAGGAUCCAGCAGGCGAGGAUUUGGAAAGUCACAGGUACAGAGUUUUGCACGAGAUCGUUCCGGAUGUACCAAGGGACGCUUGGCAGCAAGAAGAUCUUUGGGCAGACAUUUCCAAGCGGAUUCCUUCAGGCACCCACCUCAAGAUGCUUCUGUACGCCUACUCUCCUCUGGGCAACGUUUAAGGUCUCCAAGUCAUGCCCGCACGCACAGCGCGCACCAAUUCGUAAUGACGAAGGAGUGCACAGGCGCGACAAUGAAAUCGAGA